Molecule: messenger RNA, 4145 nt
Organism: Hippocampus zosterae (dwarf seahorse)
Lineage: Eukaryota; Metazoa; Chordata; Actinopteri; Syngnathiformes; Syngnathidae
Gene: cracdla
Product: cracd like a
Exons: 11
Coding region: 344-3127 (927 amino acids)
Source: RefSeq, a predicted model, not a curated record
UCUCUCUCUCUCUCUCUCUCUCUUCCACUCACUCCGCCUUCCCUCCUCCUCCUCCUGCCUCUCUGCAGAUGUGGUCGACAAGCCUGCAGGUUCAAACAGCACAGGACGCUUACAGGACAAUUUGGGGGACAACAGACAGCUGAGGGGGUCCCGGGUCGACCUGCUGGUGUGUUGAGGUAUCCCUAAUGAAGUGUCCGGUGAGCGCACAGUCAUCUUGUUAAAAAGGACAAAAGGGUGCACGGCGCCCCACCCUCUAACAGCAAAGGGAACAACGGGGAACUCGUCCCGGUUGCCUCUGGUCAUUUGCGCUUUUGUGCCAACCACUUUGUACUGGGGCAGACAAAUGGAGGCCCUCUCUGUGGAUACAGAGGAGAGCGCCGAGGAUACCUCAGGACCACUAAAAUCCAGAAUGAAGUCGCUGAGGACUCGACUGUUUGUGAGAAGCAAGCGAGCAGGAGAGGAUUUCAGCACCAAGUUCAGCCAGUCGGCCAGUGACAUCCUUGCAGGGAAGACGCUGGGAUCCGAAGAAGACUUGACAUACCCCCAGGGAAUUAUGGGAUCUCGAGCGCUUUCCCACGACAGCAUCUUCUGGGCCGACCAGGUGCAGACAGACGACAACGACGACGACGGCGAUCCCGUCACGGUGUUAUCGCAAGAGAAUGUUCACAGCAAAAUCAAAACUUUGCAGAUGAAGCUUCAGCAGCAGAAGAUGCAUCUGGGACCGCCUCCUCUCGUUCUGACAAUCAGGCGGCAAGAGCAUGAGGGCGGACGCUCCGAGGAGCGCCUUCCUCCUCACAAGAGCCCGGAACUUUCUCCUGUGGAUGUCCCAACCCACGGAGCCCUCAGGAAGGUGCGAUCCCAGCCAAAUUCAUGUCCACUCUCCCCCAUCUUCAAACCUCCAGCUUCCAAAUCUGGAGCCGCCGCCGCCACCACACUGUCCCCGACGUUCAUCCCGCCUGGCCCCACUAUCACUUUACCUUGCGAGCCCCCGUUGGACUUCAGCGCUCCGGCACAGUUCACCCCUUCUUUGGACACGUCCGCUGCCAGACACCGCAUGUCCGUCAAGCCCCGGAAUCAGAGGGCCAGCACCAAGAGGAGGGUGGCUGAACGGCCUGACGUGAAGGUGCAUGACAUGAACAACCAUCUUGAACCUGUGACGGACGAGCACGCGAGCGAGGAAGUGAUACGGGAGGAAGAACAACCUCGAAUCAACGCGGCCCAACAAUCCUUGCCUAAAGCCACCCAGCUGGAAGUGUUCUCAUCGGACCCCACUCUGGAUCGUGUCUUACCUGGCAGACUCUCUCCUGUGUCCUCCCAGGAGCUUCAAGUGAAACUUCAGAGACGUUCCUUUGUGAUGUCUAGCCAUAGACCGCGUCCAUUCUUCGAAGCGAAAGACGCAAUGGACAGCUCGGAGGAAUCUGGGGUUGAAGUCAAGAUCCUCGAUAAGAGCCAAAUCUUCUCCUGUAGCCAGCUUUCCGAUAGCUGUGCAUCAGCGGUGUCCUUACCCAUUUGUCCGCAGGAUAAAACCGAAGUAGACAGCGUAAGAGGACUAAAAAGACCCGGAUCCGGAUCCUUCCAUUCCUCCAUUAGCUCCGCCAAGAGCCGCAUCGAAGACAGACCCCGAUCAGGCAGUUUUGUGGGAGUCACGGGGCAGGCGGGGAUCAGACACAAGUCAGGAGGACCGGUGGAAGAUGGAACGUUAAGCCUGAAGGAAAGGGAGCAGUGUAAGGAUCUGCACCCUGGAGGAAGAUCUUUUACAGCGGGAAGAUUUAGGCAGGAGCAGAAAAGCUCGGGUCUUCCGUGGGGAAGGCGGGAUAGUGCAAAAAAAGCGGAAUCGGCGAAAACCGUAGAUGCUGUCGCAUCGGAGGAAGUGGAAGCGACGGAGGUGCCCGUGGUGGCAACAAAGGUGGAAGUCAAAGAAGAAGAAGAAGAAGGAAAGACCAUGUUCGGGUUUAAACUGCGCUCCACUUCUAACUCCAUGAGAUUUUGGUCAGAUGGAUCUUGCAGGCGUCAGUCAAGGAAGCCGUCGACUGAGGAGCCAAGUGAUGGACUGAAAAGUCAACAAAGUAAAGACACUGAAAGCCUGUCCAAAAAUGCCAAUGCUGGAGAUUUCACACAGACAGACCCAGCCCUCCCAGCCAAGCUAAGCCCUCCAUCUAUCUUUGAGGCUCCCACCUUACCUACAGACGUCCAAAAAACCUCCUUACAUCAGUCUCAGGAGCAAACGGCUUCGCCUGAGCUAUCCUGGGUAAGCCUGGCAAUGGAAAAAACCAGAAGCUUCCACCAGCUUUUUGCAAGACGAUUUCCCAAGGAUUUUACGAGUACCGCUCCACAACCAACAGCGCAGACACCAAACCUCGGUGAGAUAUUACAUGUGAAAUCUCAGACUAUAAGAUCACCCGAUGGCGGCAAAGGUAUAACGGAGCCUAUCGAAUCACCCCAAAAGACAACCGACACAUGGAAGGAACCGGAAGUGCCACCAUCACAUGUAAAUACAAGUCAGCCGACCUCGACAACAAAUGUAUGGAUGACCCGAUCUCCAUUGCGCUCCGCUCCCCUAUCAGACAGCCCGUCUACUGUCACUCAAUCACUAGCGCCGUCUUACCAGGCCUCAGAGCAGCAUCCGCCACCUUGGAGCCACCGAGGUCUUCACGCUAUAGCACAGCAGCCCAAGUAUACAACACCAGCAGUGGACGAAGGGAAAUGGACAGUGCAAGAAAAGGAGGAGAGCCCCUCGCUGCUGGCCAAACACAGCGCUUGGGCUGGAUCGGUCAGCGAGAAGGCUGCGUUUUUGGAGAGACAUACAGAGUGGUGUUGUCCAUCUGGGACAAAGGGGGUAGAGUUGAGGAAAGCGCAACUGGAAACCAAGACAUCGAAUGAACCCCGCACACAAAGCAAAGACUCAAAACCUGAGGGAAGAGAAGGGUUCAAACCUCCAGAGUCCCAGAGCCCCGCCCGAGUUCCUGACAGACCUCGAGAGGAGAAAUGGAUGCGCAAAAACCUGGGGUCUUCUCCGUCGCCUUCCUCGUCACCCAUCCUGAGGUCCGUGCCCGAUAAUGCUCAGCCCUCAUGGAUGGAACUGGCCAAGAGGAAGUCCAUGGCGUGGAGUGACAAGACCAUGGACUAAGGAGACAAAUACAACUUAUGUUUUUCACAAUUUGAAACAUGUUUUUUUUAAUGGUCAGUACCCCAAGGUUCAGAGCAUACUUAUCAGUCUUUUUCAAGGCUGAAAUGGAAAAUUAGCCUGUUUUGAAUGGGAAGUCCCAUCUCAUGCGAAUGAGCCACUUCUGCAGGGUGUGCUAAGGUGAGAGUGGUUUACGAUACUCCGACGAAUGGGGGCAAAGCCUGGAAAGGAUUCUUUGACCAAAGUCUAAAUAAGCGAGUGUGAACUGCGAAGCCACGACAACAGUAAACGCAUGGAUUGUUUUUUCGCAUGUGGAGGCAGCACUUCAUCUCUUAAGUCUCCGAAUUACACUUUUGGUAUGCGGAUCUGCGCAUAUUCCAAACUCUUUGUGAGGGCGGUAUUAUAUAAAAUAGUCGAGCUUAGUCAGAGAUACAUUUCAAAAAUAGAUAGCUCCAAAAUGAUUUAUGUACUUGUUGAAUUUCACACUUAGUGGACAGGCAGGCACUUCAGAGACUCAACUAUUAUUAAAUCAAUUUUUCAUGAUCUAUCCCCUUUAAAUGUGAAUCGGGCUCUGUAACCUAGUACCAGGUUUUGGACAAAGCCACUGCAGAAAAACUGUGUAAACAACAGGAUAGGGAAAAUGCAGUCUUGCGGGUGACUUGCACACCAUCAAAGAAUUUGGACAGGACAGUCAAGCAGUUGCAAAAGCAAAUUAAAGUCCUCAGAGUAUUUUAUAUAAGCCCCCAAAACAUUUAACCAACAGCUGAUCAUCAUGUAUAAUAAUAAACAUUUGUUAAAUUGUUGCAUUCCUUAAAUGUAGUCUGAAAACUGAUAUAGGAAAGCAAUUCUUCACCUUUGCUUUGGGCAAGCUACAGCUUCAUGGACGACAGGGUUUAAGAUGUUUAAUCCAUUUGUAAUUCUAUCCAUAGGUUUGCGUAUUGAUCUGUAAUAUACUGUAAAGUUUUCGUGUUAUUUUCACAAUAAACUCUCCAACUCUUUGAAAUAAACAAUAUUUCUGGAA